Messenger RNA from Sphenostylis stenocarpa, 501 nucleotides. Lineage: Eukaryota; Viridiplantae; Streptophyta; Magnoliopsida; Fabales; Fabaceae. The record is from the annotation of a GenBank genome assembly.
AUGUACCAGCAGCAUAAGCAUCCUGAUACAGAGCUUCUAUGGGACUUGAACAUGACAUUUUCGGUAGCCCUGUUACCUCGUUGGUCUGUGUUUCUUCUUUUGCUUCUUGUCUUGUGUAGAUCAGGAGCAAAGGUUGUCACCAUUGAUGCGCGUGCAGCCAAUGAUCUCAUCCAGACAGGUUCUAUUUAUCUUGAUGUUAGGACAGUGGAAGAGUUUCAGAAGGGGCAUGUGGAUGCAGAUAACAUCGUUAACAUUCCAUACAUGUUGAAUACACCUAAUGGCAAGGUGAGGAAUCCAGACUUUUUGAAGGAGGUUUCGUUGGCUUGCAACAAAGAAGAUAAUCUCAUUGUGGGUUGUCAAAUUGGGGUGAGAUCUUCAUCUGCAACUGUUGAUCUUCUGUCUGAUGGUUUUAAGAAUGUGAAGGACAUGGAAGGAGGUUAUGAGGAAUGGGUUAUAAACAAGUUUCCAGUGAAGAUAUCAUUAGCCAAAGAGGAGCUUUAA